Messenger RNA from Homarus americanus (American lobster), 1729 nucleotides. Its product is annotated as CLIP domain-containing serine protease 2-like. The record is from RefSeq and is a predicted model, not a curated record. Bases 141 to 1220 code for a protein of 359 amino acids. NCBI's taxonomy places the organism in Eukaryota, Metazoa, Arthropoda, Malacostraca, Decapoda, Nephropidae. Gene Ontology annotation, biological process: proteolysis. The transcript is spliced from 10 exons. Gene Ontology annotation, molecular function: serine-type endopeptidase activity.
AGACACGUCGCGCAGCUGUGAGUGAGUUGGGAAGAACCUACCUGGUCAGUGUUUUUCCACAAGGUGCGCCGUGGUAGUGUUAUACGUAGUCUCCGUCAAAUAUAGCGCCGUCAACCGUGUUUGCCUACGGAGAGAGUAGGAUGUGGGUCUGGUCGCUAUUGUUCAUGCUACUGGUGGCUGCUGUCAGCGCUCAGAAUUCUAACUGCAGGACGCCCAGCGGAAGUGCUGGUGUAUGCAUCCCCACGGACGAAUGUCCAGAGCUGUUCAACCUCCUGCAAAGAAUCCGUGCUGGUACAGAACCACGUAGCUCCCUCACCAUCCUCAAACAAUCCAUCUGUGGCUUCGUCAACAACAAACCCAAUUCAUGCUGCCCAUUGACUAGUAAACCUCGGGAUCUGUUGCCGGAAGUCUGCGGGGUGUCUGCCUUGACGGAGAAAAUUAUAGGAGGCACCGACGCUUCCCUGCUGGACUGGCCGUGGAUUGUCAUCUUGAGGGGACGAGAACCUGGUGUAGGCAGCAGGUUUUUCUGUGGAGGUACUCUCAUCUCUGACCGCUAUGUGCUGACAGCCGCCCACUGUGUCCACUCCAGCUCCGGCUUCGAGUUGGAGUAUGUAAGGGCGGGCGAAUAUGACCUUAGUAGAGACAUGGACUGUGAGAAGGGGAAAUGCAGGAAGGAGCCACAAGACAUGCGGGUGGAGAAUAUAAUUGUACACGAGGAGUACCUUAAAGUGCGUGGGUGUAAUCGCUGUCACGACAUAGCGCUCCUCAGACUGGCUCAACCUCUCAUUAUGGACCCAGUUUUAUUGUCGCCUGUGUGCCUUCCCAGAAGCCUGGAGCAAGACCUGAACAUCACCGACAGAAACUUUAACAAUAGGUUUGGCUGGGCAGCUGGUUGGGGUACCAUUGAUCCCACUAAGCCGGUGUUCCGAAGUGUACUUCAGCACAUCCUGCUGCCCAUCAGUGAUGAGUUCUGCGGCAGACUACUCAAUGACUACCCGGACAAAAACAUGGUGGUGUGUGCUGGAGGCGAGGCGGGGAAGGACACGUGCCGCGGUGACUCAGGUGGUCCUCUCAUUGUCUCCAACCCGCAAGUUACCAGGUUCUACUUAGUGGGGAUCGUCAGCAAAGGUCCCAGGUUCUGCGGGACAGAGCGCAGUCAGGGUGUCUACACUAACGUCAACCAUUACAUGCCCUGGAUCCUCCAGCACCUCCGGCCCUAGCAAAGAUCAGCCCCUUGACUCAGUAAAGACCCUCGACCUCUUGGCAGCCCACGACCUUCACUGAAUAAAGAUCAUCGGUCACUUACUGACCCAGGAUCUUUUUUAAUCGUAGGACACAGUUAAUGUGAUCGACCUAUACAGAUUUUGGAUCUUUAUUAAUUAUAUAUCCUAUUGAUAACAUCGCCACUACACCAGACUUAGAGUAUCAGCGACUCUACAACAGUAUGUAUUCAGGACCACUUAAGCGUCACUUUUCCUGCCCUACUGCACGCCAGCCUUGUACCUAGCAAAACAACACCCGUUAACAAUGACUUAUCAGUAGUUGAUUAGUUAUAUAUCAACUCAAAGUUUUGUUCUGGUAUGUGACCCACAGUGCUGUACCUGGGGAGGGGAGGGGGUGAGGUUAUGUUAACUUGUGUUUUAUGUUUCUAUCCAUAUUCUCACACCAUUAAUUGUUUUUAUUUACUGUUACUAUAAAAAAUACAAGAAUAAAUAGUUUUUUCCACCUA